CCAAUUUUACGCGGUAGAAAAGAUCCCAAGUCAUCACCAUAAAAGAGCCCAUCCCUGGUUCGAAAUGGCGCUUCCAAUCCUUGAUCCGUAUUGUCUCGGCCGCACACAGCACCCAAAAUCGAUCAAAGGCUCCACCACCACGCCGCCGUCGCCCCGUCAGCUGCUCUCAACAUGUCGCGUGCCUUGACGAAGAGUGUCGAGCGUGCUUCCAAGACGUUAGUUGCAUGUCGCUAUAGUACCUCGUCGCUGCCUGUGGUGCACAAGCUCUCUGCUGCUGCUGCCACCGCCACACGGCCUCAGCUCACACCCAUCGUCCACAAUGGCACACAGCAUCAGCAACUGCGUCAUUCGUCUCACAGCCCCAUGGGCGCGCCGCCCGCCAACCCUCGCAAGAAGGUCACGCUCCAGACGAUCCAGAAUAUGUACAAGAAGUCGGAACCCAUCACGAUGCUGACGGCAUACGACUUUCCGUCUGCCCACGUCGCUGACCAUGCAGGCAUCGACCUCAUCCUGGUCGGGGACUCUCUCGCCAUGGUCUCCAUGGGCCUUGAAGACACGUCGGAAGUGACCAUGGAAGAGAUGAUCUUUGCCUCAAGGGCUGUUGCUCGCGCAACCAAGACCGCGUUCAUCAUCGGCGAUCUGCCCAUGGGCAGUUACGAGGUCAACCCGGAGCAAGCUGUCCGCAGCAGUAUCGAGAUGAUCAAAAAGGGCCGGAGCCAUUCCGUCAAACUCGAAGGCGGCAAAGAAAUGGCGCCAACGAUCAAGGCUAUCACCGACGCUGGUAUUCCAGUGCUAGCUCAUGUCGGGCUAACUCCACAACGCCAAAAUGCGCUUGGUGGCUUCCGCGUGCAGGGCAAGACGGCCGCAUCUGCCAUCGCUCUCCUCACGGACGCCCUUGCCGUCCAAGAAGCCGGCGCUUGGGGUGUCGUUCUCGAAGCUAUCCCUCCAGAGAUCGCCUCCAUUAUCACCGCUCAACUACGCAUACCAACCAUUGGUAUUGGCGCUGGUGCCGGCUGCUCUGGCCAAGUUCUUGUGCAGGUCGAUAUGCUUGGCAACUUCCCGCCUGGGCGGUACAUGCCAAAAUUUGCGAAGAAGUAUGGCAACGUCUGGGGAGAGGCCCAUCGCGCGAUUGAGCAAUAUAAGAAUGAGGUCAAGGCGAGAACAUACCCGUCGAAGGAAUACACAUACGAGGUCAAGCCGGACGAAGUUAGGAAGUUUGAGCAACUGGUCGCUGAGAGAUAUGGGAGCCGAACAAGAGGACAGGAGCAGGGCCUUGAGGGGCUUGGCGGUACCGCUGUCCCUGAAUCAACACCUGCUGCUGCCGCCGCCGCCGCUGCUGUUUGAAAAACCAAGAUUUGCCUAGCAUGAUCGUGUUUUUGCAUUCGCUCUUAUUUUUGAUUAUACCCUUCUACUUGCUCAAGCAUGCCGCAGCAACAGAAUUGCGCGGCCGUUUCUGGAGUUUGGCUUAUUUUUAUGUUAACCUGCAUUUUCAUGGGCCUAGAUUUUAAAUAAAAAUACAAUAUCACGUUGAGUCCUUUCGAA
Verruconis gallopava is the source of this 1542-nucleotide messenger RNA. Its product is annotated as 3-methyl-2-oxobutanoate hydroxymethyltransferase. Gene Ontology annotation, molecular function: magnesium ion binding; 3-methyl-2-oxobutanoate hydroxymethyltransferase activity. Gene Ontology annotation, cellular component: mitochondrion. The record is from RefSeq and is a predicted model, not a curated record. Gene Ontology annotation, biological process: pantothenate biosynthetic process. The transcript has a single exon. Lineage: Eukaryota; Fungi; Ascomycota; Dothideomycetes; Venturiales; Sympoventuriaceae. The coding region runs from base 172 to 1344 and encodes 390 amino acids.